CGCCGGAAGAAAAGCGAGCGGGAGAAGCAAGAGGGUUGAAAGGCGUAAGGAUUCUGAGCGGCGAGAAAUAUGUGGCGGCUGGAGGCGUGAAACUCGAAGAACGCUAAGAAGAGAACACGAACGAAGAAGAGUAGAUGCGUGUUCUGCGCACCUUCCGGCGGUUUUAUGUCUCCCUUGGUGUACGGAGAAAAGAGUGAGCUCUCGGUUGGUUGUUCUGCAGUCGUUGCAUGUUCGAUAUGAGAGAGGGGACUUCAGGUUACCAGCCGACAGUGUUGGGGCAGCUGACCGUCGUGGGUGUUUUUCUGGUCCGAACUGGUCUUGUUGCUUGACGUCAUUGUUUCGUCUCGAGGAAGUCGCCGCUUGGUAAUAUCCUGUGUGGAUUGCGUGCCUGCCCAUAAGAGGUCGAGUGCGAGCGCGAUCAUAUCUGUACUGGUCUUUUGCUCAUUGGUUAAGGACAAUCGUGUGUAUGUGGGGGGGGGUUCAUUCUGCCUGCGCAUCUCUGUGCAUUCGUUCGCGUUUGUGGGGACACUCGUUAAUCGGUCUGUCAGUGGGUCGUCUCAUGUUCGGUUAGCGGUAGUUCGGUGGGAGGAUAGGUUGUACGGUGUUGGGUCACUCUGCCCUGUGCGUGGGGACGCUCGCCCCUUUCCUUUGUCAUUGGGAUCGUGCUCGGCUAUCGACCGGUAGUUCAAGUUGGUGCAAGGAGAGGUCCCCGACCGGUAGUUGCUGGAGCCUGGAAGGAAAGGUCCGUAAGAUUCGCGGUGAUUGAUAGAAAUGGAUUACGUUAGGGACAUGCGGCAGCGGGUUAUGGAGUACUAUAGAGCGGGAGGAGACAACACCGCAAGUCGGCGGAGGGUCAUCGUAACGAGUGCCGCGGUGGUGGGUGGCGCAUGGCUGUUCAUGAGGCGGCGGAAUCAAGUGUCAAGGGGCACGAAAGUGCCCACCCCGUCCAAUCAGACGGCUCAUAGGUCAGGGCUUGACACACAUGAGGGACCCACUUCGAAAACCGCACCCCGCAAGUGAGCUAGGGAGGGAGGCACCGGGGUGAGCUAGGGAGGGAGGCACAGGCAAGAUGGCGGCGGCCGCAGGCGGCGCAUGGGUGGCGCGAGGGUUAUGACGAGCCGGCGGAACGCUCGUAGGCGGCACAUGGCUGAUGAUGAGGCGGCGGACGCAACUCCUGGAGGGAGACGAAAGUCCCGACGUGCACAACCACACGCGUCAUAAGGCGGGUCUUGACUCGCAUCAUGAGGGAUGGACUUCAAGAAAACACACCCCGUUCCAAACGAGCGAGGGGGUUGUGGGCUGUUGACAGGAGAGGGGGAGGGGACAGAAGAGUUCAAAGGGAAUGUUUGGUCGGUGACAAUCAGAAUCCUUUGUGAAAAUUAGGGAGAGGGAGAGGCCGAGGGGAUGGUUGGUCAGGGGCAUUCAGAACCCAGUGUGUAUCCGGACGGAUUAUUCGUUCAGAUGAUUGUUGAGCUGGAGAUGGAGAGGGAACAGGGAAGCUCCGAGGGUAUGGUUGGUCAGGGGCAUUCAGAACCCAGUGUGUAUCUGGACGGAUUGUUCGGUCGGAUGGUUGUUGAGCUGCCAUCGGUAUCGAGACGGAUUUGCGGGUCAAGGGGACACUGGGGAGUUUUGUCAUCCUUCCGAUGUAUAUGCGAAGGAUAAGGUCACGUUCUGUGCCGAGGACGAGCUGGGCUCGCACGGCAGAAUCACCCUGGCAAAAAAGAAAGAAGGACCGGACGGAUUGUUCGGUCGGAUGGUUGUUGAGCUGCCAUCCGUAUCGAGACGGAUUUGCGGGUCAAGGGGAGACUGGGGAGUUUUGUCAUCCUUCCGAUGUAUAUGCGAAGGAUAAUGUCAUGUUCUGUGGCGAGGAAGAGCUGGGCUCGCACGGCAGAAUCGCCCUGGCAAAAAAGAAAGAAGGAAAGAAUCGCCCUGAAUCUUUGAGGACUCGCCGAGUUACGUGUGGAUUGGAAAAAAAGGACUGUCCGAGAUGGCAUGCAGGAUGACGCUGGGACGAAAAAAAAAAAAAAAGAGAAAGAAGGUGCAAGCUGACGUCUGAGAGGACUGCCGAUAUGCUGUGUGUCAGUAGUUCAGAAUCGAGAGGAAGGAAAGAAAAGUGCUUCAGGUGGCACGUAGGUAAUUGUACAGAGGGUAGACAGUGCGAGAAGUUCCGUGUGCAUGGGCCGUUUGCCGGUGCACGAAUUCUAGGUUGAAAGGGUGCUUGUGUCGUCUGAGAGGACUGUUGAAGUACUGUGUUGUUCAUAGCUCAGAAUGGCGAAAAAGAGGAGCAAAGUGCUACAGAUGGCACGUAGAUAAGUGUACAGAGGGGCCGGUUGCUCGUGCACGAAAUGUAGAUUGAGAGGUCUGUGUUGCCCGUUUUCUCGUGCACGAGAGUUGUAGAUUGUGGUUGUAGAUUGUGUGUGUGUGUGUGUGUGUGUGUGUGUGUGUGUGUGUGUGUGUGGGCCGUUUGCUGGUGCACGAGUUGUAGAUUGUGUAUGCGUGUGUGUGUGUUCUGAUGGAAUACGAAAUGUGGUAAUAAGACUUGAGGAGAGGGGGAGCUGGAUAUGGCUUUCUACACGGCAACGACUUGCAAGAAAGCAGGCGAGCUCUCCGAGCAGCACUGCUGUCCGUGUUAUAGCUGUUUGGGCUGAGUCAGUAGUCUUCAUCGCUUGGAUGUUUACCGCUAAGUUGGGGUAGUUUUAGUGCUCAUCAUUUGUAUAAUAAAACGCACACCCGCCG
Chara braunii is the source of this 2736-nucleotide messenger RNA. The record is from the annotation of a GenBank genome assembly. Lineage: Eukaryota; Viridiplantae; Streptophyta; Charophyceae; Charales; Characeae.